AUGGACUCCAGUUCGGUUCCUUUGAAGAUGUACUGGGCAUGGGGCACAGGGAGGGGCAUCACCAGCAUGCUGGUCCCUGGGGCUGCCGAGCCCAACUUUGACGAUGUGGAGAAUAACCCAUACAGCAGCUGGAAGCAGCACCAGGAGUGGGAGGUCAAGGCUCUGCUGGAGAGGGUACCUGCAGAGCUCAUUUGUCUGGACCCCAGAGCCUUGGCAGGGGUGGAUGCGGUCACUUUGGAGCAGCGAAAGGAGGAGUGGAUAGAGAGACUGGGCUACGACCAUGAUGCCAAGGCUGCCUCCCAACCCAAGUCAAAGCAGAAGGGCCGAAGAUCCACAGCAAGCCUGGUGAAGAGGAAGAAGAAGGUCAUGGAACAGGAGCACAGGGACAAAGUCCCGCUGAGCCUUGAGCAGCAGCAGCAGGCUCAGACCAGGAGAAAAAUGAACCAGUCUCGCGUCUCUGAGUUCCUCUUGCUGGGACUCUCCAGGCAGCCCCAAGAACAGCUUCUCUUCCUGCUCUUCCUCAUCAUGUACCUGGCCACCGUCCUGGGAAACCUGCUCAUCAUCCUGGCCAUCAGCACUGACUCCCGCCUGCACACCCCCAUGUACUUCUUCCUCUGCAACCUGUCCUUUGUGGAUGUCUGCUUCUCCUCCACCACUGUCCCCAAGGUGCUGGUCAACCACUUACCCGGGAGUCUCUCCUUUUCUGAGUGUCUCACACAGAUGUAUUUUGUCUAUGUGUUUGCCGACAUGGACAAUUUCCUCCUGGCUGUGAUGGCCUACGACCGCUGUGUGGCCAUAUGCCACCCCUUACACUAUAUCACAAAGAUGACUCACCAGCUCUGUGCCCAGCUGGUGACUGGAUCCUGGGUCAUUGCCAACCUGAAUAUGUUAUUACACACUCUGCUGAUGGCUCGACUCUCCUUCUGUGCAGACAAUAUCAUCCCCCAUUUCUUCUGUGAUGUAUCCCCUCUUCUGAAACUUUCCUGCUCGGACACACACCUCAAUGAGAUGAUGAUUCUCACAGAGGCGUCCCUGAUCACGUUCGUCCCAUUUGUCUGCAUCCUGACCUCCUACAUCCAGAUCACCUGUGCUGUUCUGAGAGUCCCAUCCCCAAGGGGAAGAUGGAAAGCCUUCUCCACCUGUGGCUCCCACCUGGCUGUGGUCUGCCUCUUCUAUGGCACCAUCAUCGCUGUGUAUUUCAAUCCUUCUUCUUCACACUCUGCUGAGAAGGACAUGGCAGCUGCUGUGAUGUACACAGUGGUGACCCCUAUGCUGAACCCUUUCGUCUACAGCCUGAGGAACAGGGACUUAAAGAGGGCUCUACGGAAAGGAUUUUCACAGAAGCACAUUUUCUGUCUGAUAGAAUCUAGACUGAUUCUUUUUCUCAGGAAAUGA
Messenger RNA from Nannospalax galili (Upper Galilee mountains blind mole rat), 1395 nucleotides. Its product is annotated as olfactory receptor 1361-like. NCBI's taxonomy places the organism in Eukaryota, Metazoa, Chordata, Mammalia, Rodentia, Spalacidae. Gene Ontology annotation, cellular component: membrane. Gene Ontology annotation, biological process: G protein-coupled receptor signaling pathway. The transcript has 3 exons. Bases 1 to 1395 code for a protein of 464 amino acids. The record is from RefSeq and is a predicted model, not a curated record. Gene Ontology annotation, molecular function: G protein-coupled receptor activity; olfactory receptor activity.